Salvelinus sp. IW2-2015 is the source of this 1332-nucleotide messenger RNA. Its product is annotated as cell adhesion molecule 1-like. Gene Ontology annotation, molecular function: signaling receptor binding. Gene Ontology annotation, biological process: detection of stimulus; susceptibility to natural killer cell mediated cytotoxicity; cell recognition. The record is from RefSeq and is a predicted model, not a curated record. Lineage: Eukaryota; Metazoa; Chordata; Actinopteri; Salmoniformes; Salmonidae. Gene Ontology annotation, cellular component: synapse; plasma membrane; neuron projection.
AGUCUCGAGCAGGUGUCCAACAUGGCGAUCACGGGAAACGGAUCUCUCACUAUUUCUCUCUCUGUUUUCGUGAUUUCAGCGGCGUUUCUUCUAAAAGGAGCCGCUGAGACCUUGUCAGUUGAAGGUCAAAACCUGGGGACUGAUAAUGUGUCAGUGAUCGAGGGGGAGAUGGCGACCAUCAGCUGCAGGGUGAAGAACAAUGAUGACUCAGUCAUCCAGCUCCUUAACCCCAACAGACAGACCAUCUACUUCAGAGACGUCAGACCCCUGAAGGACAGCCGGUUCCAGCUGGUGAAUUUCUCCGACAACGAACUGCGGGUGUCUCUGUCCAACGUGUCUCUCUCAGAUGAGGGACGCUAUGUGUGCCAGCUCUACACAGACCCUCCUCAGGAGGCCUACGCAGACAUCACUGUGCUGGUCCCACCAGGCAGUCCAAUCAUGGAUUCCCGAGAGGAUGUGGUCAGUGAGGGGAACGAGACAGAGCUCACCUGUACAGCCAUGGUCAGCAAGCCUGCCGCCUCCAUCAGAUGGAUGAAAGGAGAGCAAGAGCUGACAGGGGAGAUGACGGUGGAUGAGACCUAUGACAGGAUGUUCACGGUCACCAGUCGGCUGAGACUCACUGUGUCCAAGGAGGAUGACGGAGAGCCAGUCAGCUGCAUCAUCGACCACCCAGCCGUGAAGGACCUCCGGGCACAGAGAUACCUGGAAGUGCUAUAUCAACCAGAAGUGAAGAUCGUUCAGGCGUUCCCUGAAGGUUUAACGAGAGAGGGAGAGAAUCUAGAGCUGACUUGCAUAGCAAAAGGCAAACCACAGCCCCAUCAGAUCAGCUGGCUCAGAGUGGAUGAUGAUGUGCCAUCUCACACCGUGAUCACCGGCUCUGACCUCUUCAUCGAAAACCUCAACAAGUCGUACAACGGCACGUACCGCUGUGUUGCCUCCAACACCGUGGGAGAUGCCUACGAUGACUAUAUCCUCUUUGUAUACGAUGCUCCUACCACGAUCCCCACACCCACCACCUUGAACCUAGACAACACCCAAGACUCCAGAGCUGGUGAGGGGGCGCCACAGAAGAUAGACCACGCUGUCAUCGGAGGUGUGGUUGCCGUGGUGAUGUUCGCUAUCCUCUGUGCACUCAUCGUCCUGGGGCGCUACUUCGCCAGACACAAAGGCACCUACUUCACACAUGAAGCCAAAGGGGCAGACGACGCAGCAGAUGCAGACACGGCCAUCAUUAAUGCAGAGGGGGGACACAACAACACGGAAGAGAAGAAGGAGUACUACAUCUAAUGAUGAGAGGCCAUGGGGGUGUUAUGUUGAGGGGGGGGGGCGUCC